AUGAGCCUGGACAAGGUCAAGCACAUCGUGCUGGUCCUCUCCGGCAAGGGCGGCGUCGGCAAGUCGUCCGUAACGACGCAGCUCGCCCUCUCCCUCACCCUCGCCGGCCACUCGGUCGGCAUCCUCGACGUCGACCUCACCGGCCCCUCGAUCCCGCGCAUGCUCUCCAUCGAGGCCUCCAAGGUCACCCAAGUCCCCGGCGGCUGGGCGCCCGUCGCGGUGCACGAGGCAGACCCGGCCAAGGGCGUCGGCAGCCUGCACGCCAUGAGCCUCGGCUUCCUGCUGCCCAACCGCGGCGACGCCGUCGUCUGGCGCGGGCCCAAGAAGACGGCCAUGAUCCGGCAGUUCCUGCGCGACGUGCUGUGGGCCGACACCGACUACCUCCUCAUCGACACGCCUCCCGGCACGAGCGACGAGCACAUAUCUCUGGUGGAGACGCUGCAGGCCGAGGCGCGGCCAGGGCAGGUGGCGGGCGCGGUGGUGGUGACGACGCCGCAGGCCGUGUCCACGUCCGACGUCCGCAAGGAGCUCAACUUUUGCUUCAAGACGGGCAUCCGUGUGCUUGGCGUCGUCGAGAACAUGAGCGGCUUCGUGUGCCCGCACUGCUCCGACUGCACCGACAUUUUUGGCUCGGGCGGCGGGCGGUCCAUGGCCGACGAGUUCAAGGUGCCGUUCCUGGGGUCGGUGCCCAUGGACGCGCAGUUUAUUGCCCUGAUUGAGGAGGGCACGCGACCGCACUAUCCCGUGGGCACACAGGUCAACGGGCAGGAUAUUUCGGGACCUGGGCCGGAGGGCGAGCAGCAGGACGAUGGGAGCGCAACCCUGGUGAACAAGUAUACGGCGUGCUCGCUGUCUCACGUCUUUAGCGGCAUGACGUCUACGCUCCGGGAAAGCAUUGCAGCGGCGGAAGCUACGUGA
Messenger RNA from Purpureocillium lilacinum, 918 nucleotides. RefSeq names its product cytosolic Fe-S cluster assembly factor cfd1. Gene Ontology annotation, molecular function: 4 iron, 4 sulfur cluster binding; ATP binding; ATP-dependent FeS chaperone activity. Gene Ontology annotation, cellular component: cytosol. The record is from RefSeq and is a predicted model, not a curated record. Lineage: Eukaryota; Fungi; Ascomycota; Sordariomycetes; Hypocreales; Ophiocordycipitaceae. Gene Ontology annotation, biological process: iron-sulfur cluster assembly.